Messenger RNA from Lactuca virosa, 904 nucleotides. The record is from the annotation of a GenBank genome assembly. Lineage: Eukaryota; Viridiplantae; Streptophyta; Magnoliopsida; Asterales; Asteraceae.
AUUUCUUUUAUUUUCCUCUCCGUUCCACCCAUUUCAGUUCCACCCAUUUCCUUUCCUUUUUCCCUCGUUCAGUUGAACUCGGAAACGGGGUUAAAUUCCACUCGGGAUCAGGGUGUUAGAGAAAAAGUGCAAAUUUCGCUGCCCAUUAUUUUUAUAUAUCUGUUUUCAUAACGGUGUACGGUGGUUCUUCAAGUUUCCCUAACAGUUUCAUUUUAGCGGCGAUUUAUUAAACCCUAACGAAGACAAUUGAAUUCUGUGAUUUUCCACAGAAUCAUAAACAUCGGCUGUUGCCUCCACUGAUUCUGGUAUCGUCAGCUAUGAAUACGCGAAGAGAUGUGCGUGGAAACAGAGCUGCUCUAUUUGAUGAAAUUGAAGAUGGUGGAAUUAGAGCCUCAUCUUCUUACUCCUCCCAUGAAAUUGAUGAACAGGAGAAUGAUAGAACAAUGGAUGGGCUGCAAGAUAGGGUUCUUAUGCUGAAAAGGUUGACAGGUGAUAUCCAUGAAGAAGUAGAAGGUCAUAACCGCAUGUUGGAUAGAAUGGGGAAUGAUAUGGAUUCUUCAAGAGGUCUACUCUCUGGUACAAUGGAUAAAUUCAAGACGGUAUUUGAAACUAAAUCAAGCAGAAGGAUGUUUACACUUGUGGCUUCAUUUGUGGUGGGUUUUUUGGUGAUAUAUUAUCUGACUAGAUAAAUAAUUUGGGAUUCAGAUGAGAACCAAAAUGGAUGUUGGAAUUUGCAAGUGGUUGUUUGUGUAAAGAAAUCCGGAUGAAAUAGAGAUUUAUUUGUGUGCUGUGCUGUGGGUUUGAAGUUUGAGGAUAAAGUAUAUCGACUUUUGACUGUUUGUACUUUGUAUAUGUAAUCUGUUGGCUUCUAUUAUAUAUUUUUUUUUAUCGUGAUUGGAUGCAC